Messenger RNA from Exophiala viscosa, 1816 nucleotides. RefSeq names its product paraoxonase 2. Gene Ontology annotation, molecular function: arylesterase activity. The transcript has 6 exons. The record is from RefSeq and is a predicted model, not a curated record. Bases 369 to 1556 code for a protein of 395 amino acids. Lineage: Eukaryota; Fungi; Ascomycota; Eurotiomycetes; Chaetothyriales; Herpotrichiellaceae.
GACGAGGUAGCGAUGAUGCCAACGUUGUCAAGAGUUUUCUGCUGAGGCGAGUGUCCGGACUUCGGAUGAGAGCUAUUUGCUAGCCCUGUCCUGACGGUUUUGAGAGCUUCUUAUGAAGCCAGAAAGCAUCCGGCGUCGUAGGCUAUAUAGACUGCGUCGCCUUAUUGCUUGAAGACCUUCUAUCGUGGAGGAUCACGGAUAUUACCGUCGAGCUCGUUCGAUGGAAGGUAUGCCGACGGGUAAAGUCGUGCUUCUGCGAUACUCGGGCCCACGAGUUAAGUUCAAUGCCAUUGUUGUGAUAUGAACGUUUCAGUGUUGAUAUCGUUUCUUUGACCGGCCUCUUGAGUAAGUCGGAUUUGCAAAGCGCCAUGUCGAGACUCAAGAACAUCGUCUCCAUCAUCCUUCCCCUGGUUCCAUUGCUGCUGUACAGUCAAUCCGAAUACCUUUUGAGGUUGGCAGGUCGUGUGCACAUCGACAAGGCUCGACUUGUUCGCUGGGAGGAUAGCACCGCCCUAAACUCCGGCGAUUGUCAAGUGAUACAUGAUGCGAAUGCCUGCGAAGAUGUCAAAAUUCACUACGCAUCUUCAACAGCAUUCCUAGCGUGCGGGGAUCCCUUUGAGCGAACACAUUGGUAUCCUUGUGCUGGCGUUCGUAUACCGUCUCUUCGAGCGGAGUCGUCGUUUCGGGAGCAGCUGUUCAAGCACGAUAUAAAGACAGGCAAGACCACGGAGCUAGAGCUACGAGGUUUUGAAGGAGAUUUUAUCACCCAUGGUAUCGACAUCUUCCCAAUUGAUGAAGGCUUUUCGAAGAUUCGCAUCUUUGCUGUCAAUCAUGCUCGGGAUGGAGACUCUAUCGCGAUAUUUGAUCAUGAGUUAGGGUCUGAUGCUGUUGAUCUGGUGAAAAACGUCAAACAUCCCAACAUCAAGACAGCAAAUGGGGUGGCCGCCGUCGGACCAAUGGAGUUUUACCUUACCAAUGACCAUUACUUCGCUGGCGGGCCUGGUCGUACGUUCGAGGAAACUUUCGGACCCUGGAGCUGGGCCACACACAUCCAGUACUGCGAGGCCGCUUCCGAGGACGUGUCUUGCAGACAAGUCACAGGGACCUUCCCAGGUGCCAAUGGUAUCAACGUAUGGAAAGAUCGACUAUUCAUCGGAGAUUCGCAAAACGGAACCUUGAGGAUAUUCGACAUUCACGAUGACAAGAAUGUUACCCAGCUUCAAAUGAUCGACCUUGGUGCUGCGGCAGACAACAUCAACAUACUGCCGACGACAGGAGAUCCAAUCGUUGCAGUGUUUCCAACUCUCGAGGAUCUGCCGAAAUACCUGAGAAAUGUGAAGUCUUUGGGAAAGGAACUGCUGGUGCCUGCUGCAGCGCUUCGGUUGGACUCUGCAAAUGAUUAUGCUCCUUCUCUGGCCUAUUUCAACGAUGGUUCUGCCAUCAGUUUCAUGACAGCUGCGGCAGCAGAUCCAUACAACGACGUCUUUAUUGGUGCGGGCGUGCUUCAGUAUGGAGGCUUUGCCGUCUGCCAGGUGCCUCCUGGCACUUUCGCUUAAGAGCUAAUCCUUAUGCAACCAUUGAUCAAGAAGAUUCUCAAAGGGGAAGUCGAGUCAGCCCCGGCAACGUUUCGACUAGGUACAAUGGAAAGACAUGAUGUAGGAAGGUCACUGCGACCUGUUGGGAAGAUAAGUCGUAGGAAGCACUCCUGCGUUGACACGACUUGUUGUUCCUCCUCGCGUCGUCCAGAGUACGUCAUAUCGCAAAUGAUAAGAUAAGAUCAUGACUUCCGGAUUUAAUAUGUCCGCCCCUUCAUUCU